AUGCUCAGGCUCUCGAAGCGUUCUCUCUCUACCUUCCUACGCUCCGGCGAUCGGAGCUUCCGUGUCGCCGCCGCAGCUUCGAUCUCCCGCUCUUCCCCAUCGCCCACGGAUGUGGCGAGAGUUGAUAAUGAAUCGAGAUGGUACUCGUCAUUAACCAAUGGGCAACGUGUGAAAAGUGAAUCCUUGCCUCAUUUGAACAUUAAACCCAAUUGGUUUGUGGGAUACCGGAAUGAAUCCAGUGCAGCAGCAUCAGAUUCUUCCUCACAGGCUCCUCCACCUGCCGAGAAAUUCGAGUAUCAAGCUGAGGUUAGUCGGCUCAUGGACCUGAUUGUUAACUCCCUAUACAGCAACAAGGAGGUGUUUCUUCGGGAGCUUAUCAGCAAUGCUAGUGAUGCACUGGAUAAGCUGCGUUAUUUGAGCGUCACCGACCCUGAGCUUUCAAAGGACUCUGCUAAUCUUGAUAUACGCAUUUACGCAGAUAAGGAAAAUGGAAUAAUAACCCUCACUGAUUCAGGAAUUGGAAUGACACGACAAGAACUAGUUGACUGUCUUGGGACUAUUGCGCAAAGUGGAACUGCAAAGUUCCUGAAAGCUUUAAAGGAUAGCAAGGAUGCUGGUGGUGACAACAAUUUAAUAGGACAAUUCGGUGUGGGAUUCUAUUCAGCAUUCUUAGUCGCCGAUCGGGUCACUGUGUCAACCAAGAGCCCGAGAUCUGAUAAGCAAUAUGUAUGGGAAGGAGAAGCAGAUUCAAGCAGUUAUACCAUUCAAGAAGAGACUGAUCCUCAGUUAAUCAUUCCCAGAGGAACCCGUAUUACUUUGCAUCUUAAGCGAGAUGACAAAGCAUUUGCAGAUCCAGAGCGGAUUCAGAAGCUCGUGAGAAACUAUUCUCAGUUUGUGUCUUUCCCUAUAUACACCUGGCAGGAAAAGGGAAUCACAAAAGAGGUUGAGGUUGAUGAUGAUCCUGCUGAAGCCAAAAAAGAUGACAUGGAUGACCAAACUGAGAAAAAGAAGAAGACCAAGAAGGUUGUUGAGAGGUACUGGGAUUGGGAGCUUACCAACGAAACACAACCAAUUUGGCUCCGGAAUCCUAAGGAGGUGACUACAGAAGAAUACAAUGAGUUUUACAGAAAGACGUUCAAUGAAUAUUUGGACCCACUGGCAUCCUCCCACUUCACGACAGAGGGUGAGGUCGAGUUUAGGUCCAUCCUUUACGUUCCACCUGUCUCACCUAUGGGCAAGGAUGACUUGGUUAAUCAAAAGACAAAGAACAUAAGGCUCUAUGUGAAACGAGUUUUCAUUUCAGAUGACUUUGAUGGGGAGCUGUUUCCUCGGUACUUAAGCUUUGUUAAGGGUGUUGUGGACUCUCAUGAUCUCCCACUUAAUGUGUCCCGUGAGAUUCUUCAAGAAAGUCGCAUUGUGCGGAUCAUGAAGAAACGGCUGGUGAGGAAGGCAUUUGAUAUGAUUUUGGGCAUAUCCUUAAGUGAAAACAGAGAAGACUAUGAGAAGUUCUGGGAGAAUUUUGGCAAACAUCUAAAACUAGGGUGCAUCGAGGACCGUGAAAACCACAAGCGUAUAGCUCCACUGCUUCGAUUUUUCUCCUCUCAGAGUGAGGAUGACAUGAUCAGCUUGGAUGAGUAUGUUGAGAAUAUGAAACCUGAGCAGAAAGCCAUUUAUUACAUUGCUUCCGACAGCGUUACAAGUGCUAAGAAUGCACCUUUCCUGGAAAAGAUUAUGGAGAAGAAACUUGAAGUACUUUAUCUGGUAGAACCCAUUGAUGAAGUUGCCAUACAGAGCUUAAAAUCUUACAAGGAGAAGGAUUUUAUCGACAUCAGCAAGGAAGAUUUAGAUCUAGGAGACAAGAACGAGGAGAAAGAAGCAGCUGUGAAAAAGGAGUUUGGGCAGACUUGUGAUUGGAUAAAGAAACGAUUGGGCGAUAAGGUCGCAAAUGUUCAGAUCUCCAACCGUCUUAGUUCAUCGCCUUGUGUUAUUGUAUCUGGUAAAUUUGGUUGGUCGGCAAACAUGGAGAGGCUAAUGAAGGCACAAUCAUCUGGUGACACAACAAGCCUUGAGUUCAUGAAAGGGAGAAGAGUGUUUGAGAUCAAUCCAGACCACUCGAUUAUCAAGAACAUAAAUGCUGCUUACAGGAGUAACCCUGAUGAUGAAGAGGCGUUGAGAGCCAUAGAUCUUAUGUACGACGCCGCACUAGUUUCUAGUGGCUUCACGCCCGAGAAUCCAGCAGAGCUGGGUGGGAAGAUAUACGAGAUGAUGGGUAUGGCUCUUUCUGGUAAAUGGUCAAGCAGCCCUGACUUCCAGUCACAGCAGCAGAAGAUGGCUAAUGGUUUCAAUGCAGAGCCAUUAGAAGCUGAAGUGGUUGAACCAGUUCAAGUGGAUGGUCAGAAAUGA
This is a messenger RNA of Arabis nemorensis, 2403 nucleotides long. The record is from the annotation of a GenBank genome assembly. Lineage: Eukaryota; Viridiplantae; Streptophyta; Magnoliopsida; Brassicales; Brassicaceae.